CGUUAUGGAAGCUAUGUGUACGAGACAAAGGAAAGUAAAUGGGAAACAGACUAUAUGCUGAUUUCUAAGCGUUGCGUGAAUGAAUGUGUGGUUGAUGAUGUAUUGUACUCCCAUGAUCGCGUUAUGAACACCUUAAGAGCGUAUGAUCCAAAUCAGAAGUCUUGGAGAGUGGUGGAAGGCGUGGAAGAAUUGUUGGCUAGGACGAUAUGCUCAGACUGGUCGUAUACUGUGAGAUAUGGUGGGAAUCUGGCUUUGCUUUUCAGAAGACCAGGUGAGAUUUGGUGUGCGGAGAUUUCGCUGGAAAGACGUCUAGGUGGGGAGAUUUGGGGUAAGUUGAGUGGUGUGAUCAGGUUCUGACUGGAAAUUUUAAAGUUAUGAAAUCUCUAUCUGUUAUGGUUUGAUGCAUGAACUCUCCUUCGUAUUUAUAUAUAUUUAGUGUUUUUUUAAUUUAGUUAUUAUGUUCAACUUCACCCAAAUGCCAUGAUGAGUUCUCUUUUCAUCGACCAAAUUGAAUUGAUAAUUUGAAUGUCCUGACAGGAACAUAUUGGUUUGAAUUUAACUUAAGGUUUGUAAUGCUAUAUUUGGUUCUCUGUAUCAGUUAGAUCAAUAUCCAAGCAACAAAACUCAAACCAAGAAAAGCUACAACUCAGAACAAGCUACAACUCAGAACGGCUAUUAGUCUCAUUUAAGAGAAACACUAGAUACUACUUCAAAAAAUUGCAGCUACAUGAUUAAGCACAGUCUCUUAACUGGGUUCUUAGCUUCGGCUAAGAAACGGUUCUUAACUUUUCUUAGAUUUUAACUAAGAAAAACUAAGAACCGUCUCUUAAAUAAGAGAUAUAAAAGCUAUUAGCCGAAAAGUGUAAAAAAUAAAAAUUGUCAAAUCGUGAGUUAAGAACCCGAUUAAGAGACUGGGGUUAAUCAAUAAGCAUACAUAGGUUUAAAUGGGACUAAAGUAAAACACGUAAGUAUAGAAGCUGUAAUAGGGUAGAGAAUUCAAACACAUUGUAAUAGAGUAGGGAACGAAGAGUAAAUGAAUAUCAUCCUAAUCUUAUGGUUAUAAGAAACAAAUUUCUGAUCUUUUUCUGAUCUUUUUUUUUGAAAUAGUUUAUUUAUUGCUGAGUGACAAGUUCAUUAUUCAACUCCUUGAGAUGUAUAAGAUUUUUUUUUUGUGUGUGUGCACCUAGAGGUAUAAGAUUCUAAUCGCUAAAAACUCUCAAUGUUUGUUACAGAUACAGUCAAGCAACCUCUUUUUGCUACAUCUUUGGAUACUACCAAACCUUUUCAGACUCUUUCAAAACACAUUUCAAAUUCGAAAAAGAUAAAAAUAACAUAUUGAUUCAACUGGCUAGAGAUCUUACUGUUUCACACUCUCACCGCUUCGUCAUCUUUAUCACUACAAAGACACAUAGCUAUGAACAGAAUCAUGUCAUCACAAAGAUCAGAUUUGAUCGAACAAAAACUCUCACAACACACUUCUUUCUUCGGCAUCAAGCUAUGGAUCCUCAUUACAGCUUCCGCCUCCAUAGCUUUCCUCCUAGCAUUCAUUGUCUUUGUCUCCUUAUGUUUCAUCUUUCACAGGAGAAGAUGUAGACAAGAGCCAUUCAGACUAAGAUCAAAGCUUUGUCUGCCUUUGUCACGCAUUCCCUUAAACAAUGACAGGCGGCAUAACCCGUACAACCGUUGCCCCGAGUAUAUAGAGAGCGGGAGAAUCUCCUCUCAGGUUGGAUGGUCAUAUGCUCAUCUUCCCUACUACACCAGAAGCUUCUCCUCUACCACCAGCAGCUUUGGAAGCUUCACCGUGUUUACGUUCAUGGAGAUUGAGAGUGUUACAGAUGGUUUUGCAGACGAGAAUCUGAUUGCUAAAGGAGAUUCUUCAAUGGUGUAUCGUGGAGUCCUGAUGGGUACAGUCAAUGUUGCUGUCAAACGGUUCUUCCCCAUCUAUCAAAGGUAUGACGAUAACGAUUUCAUAACAAGAGCUGAGAUGAUUGCAAACGUUAGACAUAAGAAUGUUGUGAGACUACUCGGAUACAGCAUUGAAGGCGACGAGAGGGCUCUCGUGUACGAGUAUGUAGAGAAAGGAGAUUUGCACGAAUGGAUUCAUGGAUCUUCAGGGAGAAACCAACCUCUGGCAUGGAGUAAGAGGAUGAAGAUCAUUCAAGGAGUAGCAAAAGGACUCGCGUAUUUUCAUGAAGACCUUGAACCAAGGAUCACUCAUCAAUACGUAAGACCGAGCAAGAUUCUUCUUGAUUAUCAUUGGAACCCUAAGAUAAUACUAGCUAUCCCAAGUCACAAUGAUAGUCCAAUGAACUCAACAUUUGUUCCUUCACCUAAUAAUCUGGAUGAGAAAAUCGACAUUCAUUGCUUCGGGACUUUGAUAAUGGAGCUUGUCUCCGGGAGAGUCUGUGUAGACCAAAGCUCACCACAUGUUUAUCUGGUGGACUGGAUCAAAGAGAUGGUGGUGAAUCACAUGAUAGUAGAUGUUCUUGAUCCUAGCCUCCCGGAGUUUCCAACAUUAAAAGAACUCAAACGGAUUGUCUUGAUCGCCUUACGCUGUGUUGAUCCAGAAAUAGAACAGAGACCUAAAAUGGGAGAUGUGAUUCACAUGCUCCAGCCGCAUGACUUGCUACUGAAUAGUAAUGCAAUACGUAAGCCUCAGAAGGUUACCAGGUCACGCGAGGUCUCUAGAAUCAGUAUCAUCGGAACAUGAAUCCCAAGCCAACAAUAAAUUAUUACUAGUUUUGGAGUUACCAUGCCAUAUGGAAGCGUUUAAACGACAGUCGCCUGAGACGUGUGCCAAUAAAAUGCAUUGGUCUGCUUUUUAACCUCCUUCUUUGGCAUCAUAUCUGAUUAUGCAACUGCCCAUAUAUGUCUUUCUUUAUCACUUAUCUCCAUUGUUUUGGACUAAACUUCCUUUGUUCUAUUCUACUUCCAGUUCACAUUUUGAGACACAGUUAAUUGCAUCUUUGACCAAAAACUUAAUUAAUUACAUCUAACACAACAAAUACAGAACAAAAAGAACUUCACAAACACUUGGCAAAACCACAGAAACUAAAGCAAAUACAUAAAUAAAAAACAAUCAAAUCAAAUUAUAAUUAAAAAAGAAACUCAUACACACACUAAACACUCAAUUGUACUUUAUUUUUCUCUGUUUGAUUGUUGUAAAAUAAUUUCUAUUGUGAUAUGAUAUUUUAUUAAACAACAAAGACUUGUAUUCUUUUAACAAACAAAAAAAAAACAAAGACUUGUAUACAAAGAUGUUUGGGGGAUAAAAGAAGAGAGGCAGUAUCGUAGAUAAGCACAGAGAAAAAAUGACCAUGGACGAGUCUGGAAACAAACAAGAAAAAAAACACUUGAUAAUCAAAUCCUAUGAAACCAGCUUAUACGUGUUACCAAAAAAAAAUGAAACCAGAAGACUUUGAUUGGUGACAUGAGAUAUAGUUGAUUAAAUUUGAUUUAGAAGCAUAACUCAUAAAUAUUAUCAAUCAUGGAUAUUUUUUUUUUGAGUUAAUCUUUAGAGUUAUGAUGUAUUGUACUUGAUUUAUAAUUUUGAGUUAGUCUUUUGAAAAAAAAAAUAACUCAAUUGUUAACUCAAUUGUUAACUCAACAUCAAACAAAAUUCAACCGUAAGUUAAACCAAAUCCCUAAUCUGAAAACAGUGGCUAGCUAGUGGUGACGAUAUUGAAUAUUCUGUCAAGAUCAAAUUCAAGCAGAAUAUAAGAGGCAGACGGUCCCACGGAUAGUCGAUAAACCAAUUAAAUUAAGUUAAAUU
Brassica napus (rape) is the source of this 3772-nucleotide messenger RNA. Its product is annotated as putative receptor-like protein kinase At2g30940. The record is from RefSeq and is a predicted model, not a curated record. Gene Ontology annotation, molecular function: ATP binding; protein kinase activity. The transcript is spliced from 6 exons. Bases 1415 to 2710 code for a protein of 431 amino acids. Gene Ontology annotation, biological process: protein phosphorylation. NCBI's taxonomy places the organism in Eukaryota, Viridiplantae, Streptophyta, Magnoliopsida, Brassicales, Brassicaceae.